Messenger RNA from Racocetra fulgida, 273 nucleotides. The record is from the annotation of a GenBank genome assembly. NCBI's taxonomy places the organism in Eukaryota, Fungi, Glomeromycota, Glomeromycetes, Diversisporales, Gigasporaceae.
ACCUAUUAUGUCCCCCCAACACCGCCCAAUCCAAGACCUAACCAAAGGACACCUAAUUCACAUAUACUCGAAGCAUACGAAUACUUAUGUAGUAGAAUUUUAUUUAAAUCAGAUAAUUCGAACUAUGGCAUCUUACUAGACGAUGAAGAAUAUAUUGAGAGAGGUGAUCACUGGACACCAAUUUCGGAGGCAUCUUUAAGAAGACGUAUAGAAAAUGAUGACUGGAGCGAUAUGAAUCCCGGUCAGGCCCAAGAAAUGUUAGAUCAAAUGUAA